UUCCGACUCCGAAUAGCUAACAGACAAAUUACAUAUUUCUAGCCAUCCCAGAUGAGCCGAAAAAAACAAAAAUUCUUCAUCGGUCACGUGACUCUACGUGGAAAAAAAAAAAAGGUAUUAGUUUCCAGUCUUCUUUGCAGCUAUAUUUUCCAAGAUGGCGGCCAUUUGAAACUUACAAGUGCAGGUUGCCUGACCGGGCAAGAUCCGGCUUUUGUUUGCAGUUCCUCCACAGAGGGACAGAAUAUUCAACAGAAUCUGUUGCAAGUCGAAAAGCUUUCACUGUGCAAUGUGGUAAUUUGGAUUUCUUCCUGCAUAACAUCCCCUAGAACAUUUAGUUUGCAAAAUGAGCUCUCAUUCAGCUGACAAGCUGAAGCGGCCUCAAAUGGCUUUUGAACUAUUCGAGUUGGUUGGAUUGUUGCGAGUUCGUCCACGAAUAUCUCAGCAACACUCUAAAGAUGACAUCAAAAGAUUACCAUCCAUUCAACAGGCUGCUUGGCAUGAGGACGAAAAGCACAGUUUGAUGGUGUUGCUGUGUAGUAAUGGAUCAUUGUUGCUGCGUGGUGAAGAAAAAGGCACAGCCCCUGUGAUCAAACAAGUUUCUUGGUUUCAGAAUCCUGCCAAGUCUGUGAGAAUGAUAGCCAUGGACCCAUCAGGCUCAUGGCUGAUUUGUGCAUGUAUGGAUUGUUCACUGUAUAUUGUACCAGUUGCUGAAGUAGUAAGGAGGAAUUCCAAGAUUUCUUACCAGUAUUGGUCAACUGACGAUAUUACGCUGAUCCUAAAAAAUGACAGACGGGGGCUUCCAUGUGGUUUAGUUUGGUGGCAUACAGUGGAUGACUUACACAUUGGUGUCAUCGGCACUGAGCUUGGAGAAUUAUUGUUUGUGGAUCUGAAGCAGAAGAUGAUAGUAGCGUCUUGUGAUGUCAAGGAGAGCAUCAUGUCAAUAGAGUUGAUGCAAGACAAACAACAUGAGACAACUGCUCUACUGAUCAACACCAUGUCAGGUAAUACAGUUCAGAUGCAGCUUGAGUACAAGUCAAUGCGUAUGGCAGGUUUUGAGCAGAAGAAGAGUCCAUCCAUGGCAUCAGCUAUGGGAUAUGAAACACUCAGCAAAGUGGCCAUACCCAUUGAGAGCGUGUUUCUGGGAAUAGAAGAUCUGCAGGACAAAAUACAACCUAUGCCAAUUGCAUCCUCUAGUGGUGCUAAUCAGUUUUCUGUGCAGUAUGCCAGAAAUCAAGUGUUCAUUGGGGCUCGUAAUAAAAAGAAUGAUAUUCUGGAGGUUUAUGACAUUGAUGUAGAGAACUUGCCAAUGUUUGUCUAUCAACUGCCACCUGGGACAACAGAUGUUUUAUUGACUAACAGGGUGAUAUUUACUAUCACUCACCAGGAACAGUCAGAUGAGACGUUGUUGUGUAUUCAGGCCAGUCAGCUUGCAGAAACAUCAGUCUCAGUACCAAAAUCUCAUCAGAAGGCAGAAUCUAGCAUUAUCCAGACAUUUGUACUUCCUCCUGGAGAAAGACUCAUUGCCAUGUUUCAACACUCAGAAGCAGUGGACAGCAUCAUCAUUGAAGACACUCCUGAUCGUUCUCAAACUCCGACUGGUUCUGGGGUGUCACACACUGUCGAUGGCAUGAUCCUCGUCACCACCUCUGGUGUAUUCCAGUGCCAGCCUAGAACAUCACCCGAGAAACUGUUCCUAGAGCUUGCUGUCAGUAGCUCAGACACUUCAGCUGCAGAUGUGUUAGCCAUCACUUCUGGCCUUGAUGUGAAUAAAUUAUAUGAGAUGGCUGGUGAUGAAGCAUUGACUAAUGAACAAUAUGAACAUGCACUGGAACUCUAUCAUUUAUCCAAGUGCUCAUUUGAGAGACGUGUUGCUCAAUUUGCUAAACAUGGAAGGGUAGCCGAUAUUCUUGCCUAUCUUCGACAGGCAUUGAGUAAGUAUGGUGAUGUGCACACCGCUGAAAGGAAACAGUUGUCCAAUCUUACUCUGUUCUGCUUUAUACAACAGGUUUUGGAGAGUAGUGGUGAUCCUAUCCAGCAACAAACACUUUCUGAGGCAUUUAGCCAAUUCCUGAAUGAUAAUUUUGAUUACGACGAGGUGACUGCUUUGGAACAAUUGUCAGCAUAUGGUCUUAAAAGUUUGAUGUUUGAUGUAGCCAAGGCAAGAGGCUUAAUGCCUAAAACCUUGGAGAUGUUAGCACAGAAAGGACAGUUUCACCUCUCAUCUGAGCUUCAGGCCAAGUUAGCUUCAAGAGGAUUCACAGAUAUCAUCAGUAGAAGUGCCAAUGGUGCCUUUAUACAGUGUAUGGAUCCCCAAGAAGUUGUCAUCUUUUUGUUGUCAAAGCCAGAGACUAUCCUCAGUCAUAUGAAAUUCCUUCUAUCUCGCCUAACAUCACUGAAUGAAGAAAGUUUGGUGCACAUCGCUCGUGUUCUGGAUCCGUCUCGUCCUUCAUUCAGAUCUUUGGCAAGUAAAGUGAGACCUCCAAGACAGAGGACUGCUUCUGGUAGCUCGAUCAGUUCUCUGAUUUCCAUGGAAAGUGUGAUCAGCCUUGGACAUGAGGAUAACAUCAAACAGCCUACUCUGCAAGAUCUGAUUGAACUGUUUUUAUGCUCUCUUUUGGUGCUAAAUCAUCUCAGAAAUGACAAGCUAGAUGCCAUGGCAAGAGUUUCAGCAAUUAAAUGUGUUUGUGGAGGAAAUCAGGAUUCAGAAAACAGUUUUGGAAGAAAGAGGGAAAGUACAGUGGAGUUUCUGUGCAGGCCAGUGAGGCUGUCCUGUGGUCAACAGCACACAGCUGUUGUUAGUUCAUCAGGGGAUGUUUACACAUGGGGACGAUCUCAGAAAGGAAGGCUGGGUCAUGGGGAUAUUAUUGAGGAAGAGGGAAAAUCAGUUCCUUUUCGGGUAGAAAUUCUCCACAUGCACAGGAUUAAUGUGUUGUCAGUAGCUUGUGGAAUGGAACACACAUUGGCAUUGUGCUCUGAUGGGGUUUACUCCUGGGGGUCAUCUGAAUAUGGGCAGCUUGGCCAGGGUGACACCCAGCAACAGACCAGACCUGUCUAUAUCACAGAACUGUCAGACAAAAAGUGUAUAGCAGUCAUGUGUGGCCACUACCAUUCCUUGGCCCUGUCGGCAGAUCACAGGGUGUGGUCAUGGGGCUGGGGUGUACAUGGACAGUUAGGAGUGGGUAGUAUUGAAGAUGUACUGCUGCCGACACAUGUAACAUCACUGGAUGAGUAUGAAGUCACUAAAUUAGCAGCGGGAUACUCACACAGUGCAGUGCUAACAAGUCAGGGACACGUUUUCACUUUUGGAGGAGGCUUAUAUGGUCAGUUAGGAGUAGGAACGAAUAGCAAGCAGACUCUUCCCAUGUUUGUGAAAGCAUUGAAGAAUGAGAAAACUUACUUGAUUUGCUGUGGAUCCUUUGAAACUCUGGCUGUUACAGAAGAUCAGAAAAUUUUUAAGUGGGGAAGAAGUCCACAUUUUUUCAGAUAUUAUAUGCGACAAGAGUAUCGAUCAAAGCGUUCCACGCAGACAACUCUUCCAUCCAACACGGUGUCUCACCGGUUACUCCCUGUGCUGAUGGACUGUGCCUUUUCAUCAAGAAUUAAAGAUGUGUGCUGCGGUAAUUGGCAUUACAUGGCACUGAUGGAAUCAGGUCAAGUGUAUAGCUGGGGAUACAAUGAUCAUGGACAACUGGGGCUUGGCAGCAAAAUGGAGUCCCAAAUGACUCCAAGACUACUCCACAAACUCUCUAACAAGUGCAUCACAACAAUCAGUGUUGGUGCAGAGUUUUCUGUUGCUAUGGAUACUGCAGGUUAUGUGUGGGUGUGGGGCCGAGCUGACUCAGGACAGCUGGGUUUAGAUUUUGGUACUAUCGGUGUUGGCAAAAAAGAAGUUUCUAUGCCCUGUCAGUUGACCAGUCUUCCACCAUUAAAUAGAAAAGCUUCCAUCUCAAGUGAGCAUUCAUUGAGAUGUGAUCUGAGUACGGAUGUGGAUAUUGAGUGGGAUUUACCAGAUCUUUCAUCAGUUGGUAAUAAAUUAGUACCUUAUGGUAGAGAAGCUCUUUCCAUUGCCUUGCGUCAACUCAGAGAUCGUUACUCAACACAGCCAAUGCUCAGGCAUUGUUUGGAUAUCAGGGAUUAUCUUGCGGCAGCAGUCAUUUAUGAAACUGUGGGUGACUGGCCUCAGGUUCUUGGAUACAGUUUGAGAUUCCUGAAUGAUUGUUUCACCUCUGCAUCUUGUGAUGAAACUAUAGGCAAACUUCUUUCAUCAGCUCUGGAUGUUAUGCAUCACAUAGUCAGAAAAUUCACAGACACUCAAAACAGUGAUGAACAAUCAACGCAACAGACUGUGUGGUUUCUACAAGAGCUCUUGCAGUUCUGGCAUCACAAUAAUUUGCCCAGUAGCAGCUUGGAGUGUUUCUUCUCUGAAUACCUGGACAUUCUCGGCUAUGCUCUUAGUUUGCUUCUGAUCAGGGAUCGUUUCCUUUCCCCGACAAGCAUGCUAGAUCCUGAAGAAACAGUUGCAAAAGAAACAAGUCAAACAAUGCUGCCAUUUAGUGCUGAAUUUUUUAACAAAAUCAUAACUCAUGUGGUGCAUCAGUUACAGGAACAAGAUCUGGGAGAAGAAUAUACCUCAGACUUAAAAGCAAUUCUUAUGCAGUACAGCAGCACAGAAGAUGCAUCUGAUACUAAGGAUGAAAUGUUUGCACAACCUUUUGCACAAUUAGAUGCUGGUGUGCAGCUACAAGAAUUCCGCACAGCACAGAAACAUCUCUGGCAAGAAAUCCUGGACAAUAUUAAGAAGGAUUUGGACAGACACCCAUACAUUGCAUUGUCCAUGACUGCUGCUGCUACCAUUGCAUCAGCAGCAGUCUCUCAGCAGCGAGUUUGGAGGGGUGAGGGGGAGGUGAUGUUUGAGCCACAAGCUGAUGUUGUGUUGUUUACAUGCAACCAUCACUUUCCCAGAGUGUAUUUCCAAGAAUUCAUCCUGCCAGAAUUCCAGCAAAGGAUGUCUGAGUUAGUUCUUCCUUUGAAGCAUACUACAAAACUGUUGUUGAAGUGUUACAGCAGGGAGGAGGGUUGUCUACCAACUGCCUGUCCGAUCUGUGUGUACAACUCUAUCAGAAUGGAACAAGCCGAAAUGACUGUAGAACAAAAUGGAAAUAGUGAAAGCAUACAAGCCAAACCAUGGGAUAUUUGAUUUCUGUCGGCUGAGGAAAUUCUUGUGUUUUAAGAUUUGGAAGGAAGAAUCUGAUAAACAAGUUACAAUAAUGUAGAUGAGAAAAUCUGUGUUACAACAUUCUUUGCCCAGGCUUGGCAAAAUUCCCCUUGCUUUCUUUAAUGAGCUUCCGUCACUAAGCCAAAUAAAUGUACGGGUAACUUCUCAUGCCCAGCUACUGGAAUUACCAAAUUUUGAUAUGUGUAACACAUUGAAAAGUAGUCAUAUAUCCUUAUAUAUGCUUCAUAUGCAACAUAAGCUAAUAAGGCCCUUCAAGAUGCUAAAAAAA
This is a messenger RNA of Orbicella faveolata, 5504 nucleotides long. RefSeq lists its product as uncharacterized. The record is from RefSeq and is a predicted model, not a curated record. Gene Ontology annotation, molecular function: protein binding. NCBI's taxonomy places the organism in Eukaryota, Metazoa, Cnidaria, Anthozoa, Scleractinia, Merulinidae.